UGACUUGCCUUUGACUGCGCACGCCUGAGCUGAUCUUGUACGCCAACGACGGACAGAUCGAGCCGUCUUAGGAUGCGCACAGCAUGACGGAAAAAUCGCAAGAUGCAGACGUCGAGCGACACCAAGCAGUAUCGGCCUACCAUGUCUCCGCAAGAGCUACAGAGCUGUAUAGCCUGCUUCUCCAGACACUCGUCUGCGCUGCAUUGGUCUACUUCGCUUGUACUCAUCGAGCGCGGCCCGCUAGCGCCCUCUGUCUGCUCAUAGCCCUAGCAAUCCCUGUUCGACAAGCUCGCCUCGUCCGUAAAGAGUCACUGAUUGCGCUCAGGGGCAUAGGUGUGCAACUCUCGGCACAGACUUGGCUCGGCACGCGCGUCACAUUCGUCGAUGCCACAGAUCUGUCCGCCAUUGUCUUGCUCGAGUCGAUACGCGGCUGGACCAUCAUCUGGACUCUCGCGGUCAUCGAACAACGACCUGCUAGGGAGGCUCGAAUCCAUGUUGCUUUCAAGCAUUCGUUACCACUCCUUGCGACUCUGACGCCGAUCUGGCGCGGCUCUAGAAGUACGAUGGAGAUGUCGAGCAAGCGCCAUAAAGUCUAGAUACGCGACUGAAUGAUCAAAUGGUGUGCAUUAGGUUCAGCCUGCGGGCGCUGACGGCAGCUGCUCUAAAGCUGACCGGUCAGAGGGCGGUAUUGUCGCCAAGAG
Messenger RNA from Mixia osmundae IAM 14324, 701 nucleotides. RefSeq lists its product as uncharacterized. Bases 84 to 596 code for a protein of 170 amino acids. The record is from RefSeq and is a predicted model, not a curated record. Gene Ontology annotation, cellular component: glycosylphosphatidylinositol-N-acetylglucosaminyltransferase (GPI-GnT) complex. Lineage: Eukaryota; Fungi; Basidiomycota; Mixiomycetes; Mixiales; Mixiaceae. Gene Ontology annotation, biological process: GPI anchor biosynthetic process. The transcript is spliced from 4 exons.